AUGAUGGAUGAGAAGGCGCGCGCAGGAUGUUCGUCACGUCGACCAACCGUUUCGAGAUUGCAACUUGCGGAUGAUGGUGGAAGAAGACGUGUGAAAGAUGUAAUGCAGGUAACUUGCCAUCGAAUUCGUAGGGAACGACUGAAAGGAGAGACUGGUGCUGCAAAAAUUACAGAAAGUCUCAUGUUGCCUGAGGCUUAUGCGUUCUUUAUCAAGCUGAAGGCAUAUUUUGGUGAUGCGGAAAAAAGAAAACGUAUUAUGGAAACAUAUAGUGGCUGGGUGACUGAGAUGCAUAAAUUGAGUACUAUGAAUUUUGCAGGAAGGUUUCCAGAGAGCGUUGUGCGUGAAAAGUUGUACCGAGCUGUGUCACAUCACGCGGCAGUUGAAGCAGUUAUACAUAAAUGUUAG
Molecule: messenger RNA, 405 nt
Organism: Gongylonema pulchrum
Lineage: Eukaryota; Metazoa; Nematoda; Chromadorea; Rhabditida; Gongylonematidae
Source: the annotation of a GenBank genome assembly